AUGGUGUUGCAGGCAUCCCAGACGGCCCAAGCCGGCCCUUCGUCUUCCAAGGCGCCAAGUUCAGCCGCAAAGGAUGCUAGCUCAGAGGCGUUCAUCUCCUUCCGCGACAUCUACGACCACCUUGAGCUGGCGCGGCACCAGCGCGGCACCGACGAGCUCGAGGCCCUCCUCCGCUCCAACAAGCGCAGGCUGCAGCGCUGCGCCGACCCCUAUGCCAAACCCAGCGACGCAUCCAAGCGCAAGCUCGCCGCCGCCUCUGUCACCCUCGGCUCGGGCGCAUCCAUCAAGCUCGACGACCAGCAGCGCGAGCUCGCCAAGACCAUCGCCCAGCGCUACGACCUGGAUGAGAUCGACUCGCUCGUCUUGCUCCGCACCUUUCUCGAUAGCGAGGACCGCAGCCUCGAACUCCUCUCUCGCCCGAGCGCAUCCGCCGACGGCAGCGCAUCGCGGGCCGCCAGCGUCGCUCCGUCGGCAGGCCUCGGCCGUAGCACAUCCCUCCUCGCUGCGAGCGUGAAGGGGAAGGCGUCGGCGGCCGGCUCCGACGAUGUCGUCUCCGACUUUCUCGACGCGUUCAACGUCUUCUACUUUGAGGAGCGCCUCUACAUCCUCCGCACCGUCUGCUCCCUCUUUCGCAUCGCCGAGGACCCGUCGCACGAGCUCUACGACCUCGCCUGCGACGUGCUCGUCCUCUUCGCCGACGAGGCCUUUGGCCUCGCCUGCCUCGACGACUUUGAGUCCAUGGUCGCCGAGCCGCUGCCGGACCACGUGCGCGAGCAGCCGCGCUACUCGGGCUUCUGGGCCAAGCAGAGGCUCAAGGAGCAGCUCGGCCUGCUCGAGGUCGUCUUCCUCCUCCUCUACGGCCGCAUCCAGGCGUCGCCCACGCUCAUCGUCCGCAUCCUGCAGACGCUGCACAACACCGACGCCGGCCGGCAGCAGGCCAACGGCGGCUUCUUUGACAACGAGGCCGUCGAGCUCGUCACGUGCAUCGGCCACCUGCUCGUCCUCAUUGGCGUCGAGAGCCUCGCGCUCGAGGAGGCCAUGGACGGCAUCGACCUCCACUCGAGCAUGUCGUCGUCGGUCGCCGCCAACCGCAGCAGCGUCAACAGCAAUCACCAGAACCCCUACAGCAACGGUGCCAGCGGCAACAGGCUCGUCGAGGACCCCGCCAAGUUGGGCGAAGCCCUCGACCUGCUCGAGCAGACGGGCCACGACCCAAGCCGCUCCCCCGUUCUGCUGGCCUGGUCCCUGGUGCUCAACCGUAUCGACGACGCCUUGGCCGCCGCCGCCGAUGAGCAGCAGCACCAUGAGCAGCAGCAGAUGCAGCAGCAGGCACCUGCGAGCGACAAUCCCGGAGAUGAACCGCAGGCGAGGCCAGCAGCGCCCUCGAGCUCGAGGCUGCCCGCCCACAUAGCCGCGCUGGCCGACGUGGUGCGGAUCGACGACGGAGGCCCGCCCGUGUGGCGAAGGCUGGCGCAGGCGGCGUUCGCGCCCGAGCUAUCGCUCUUCGCCGCCAUGGUCUCGAUCCUCGCGUCGCCGCUGCUGGCCACCAGCAACAGCACCGCCGCGCUUGCCGUCUCGGCGCCCUCGGCGCUUGCCUACCGCGCCGUCUUCAAGGGCCUGCUGCUCAGCGUCACCGAGCUCAUCAAGCCCGAGUUCCUGCCCGACUUCGACGCGCUCGUCGCGCUGUGGGAGGCCGCCUUUGGCUCGGGCGUCGCCACCGAGCUCAGCCCGACGGCGCUCGAGGGCAUCGCUGCGCUCUGUGUCCAGUUCUGGGAGAUCGACGCGCACCACGAUUCGCGGUGCGCCACCAUCGACACGGCACGCAGGCGCUGGCCCGUCAGCUUCCGGCCGCUGCUGCGCCUCGUCAAGGCGCUGACGGGCAACGCCCGCCCCGACGCGCUCGAAUCGUGGCCCUCGUCGCUCCAGGCGGGCGCACGCUCGCCCCCGGUCGAGCAGGCGUGCGCCGCGGCGUUUCAGUUCCUCGCCCAGGUGCCCACGUUUGCCCAGGUGCUGCCCAACCUCAUCGGCGGCCCCUACGAGGCCGUCGACGGCGGCGACUACGUGUCGGUCUCGUACCGCGUCACGCGGCCCGUCCAGGUGGCGGGCACCCACGUCCGGCUGCCCGCGGGCAUCACCGGCUCCGCCAUUUCCGAGAUUGGCGCCACGCCCGUCAUCGUCCUCUGGACGCCGACGACGCCGAUCAGCGCGUGGAAGCUGAUGCGCGACAUCCUCCUCGGCUUCCCGCCCUACCUCUCCUCUGCGGGCUACGACGGCAACGGCGGAGGCGGCGAUGACAGCCGUGUGUUUGACGACGACAGCAAUGGCGUCGACGGCGACCGGCCCGGAGCAGCCACGGCGGCCGACUUCAGCAAGCUGGCGCCCGUCAAUGCCGAUGAUCCGUGGGAAGAGGUGGCGGCCGAGGCGCUCGAGCUCUUUGCCAGCGUGCUGUCGGCCAGCUCCAAGCUGGCGUGGAGCCUGCUGGCGCACCUGGAUGGCGACGACCGCGCCCUAACCUCCCUCCGGCACGGCGGCGACCUGGACGGCGACAGCGCCAUGGGCGCCAUCUCGGGCGCGCGGCAGCCGCGGCAGCCGGGCCGGUCCAGGGACCUGGCCGCCGUCGCCAUCCACCUGCUGCAGCACACGCUCGUGGGCACGCCGAUCGACAGCCGCCUCGUCGACGUCGCCUACAAGCUGCUCAGCAUCCUGCUGCCGUACAUGCCCAACGAGAUCUGGCAGACGGUCCGGUCCUCCAACCUGCUCACUGGCAGCCCGGGCUCGCUCUCGUACGUCUCGCGCGCCUCGAGCGACGCCGCCACGAUCGCCUCGGCGUCGGCCUCGACGCCGUCGGUGCUGCUGGCGCACGAGACGUCGCGCGCGUCGUACCCGGGCCUGCUGUCGCUCCUCGACUUUCUCGCGGCGCUGGUGCUCGAGAUGCGGCGGUCGCACUUUGUCUCGACCGCCGACCUGCUCGAGGUCAAGGCUUCGGUGCUCCUGCGCGGCCUGGCGUGGGUGUUUGAGUCGGUGUGGCCCGAGUACCAGAGCUGGCGCUACGUCCGGCUGCGCGACAAGCUCGAGAUCGGGCGCCGUUGCACCGCCCUCUUCCGCCUGGUGCUGUCCGAGACCAGCUGGAAGGUGUCGAGCCAGCCCAGCGCCGAAGGGUUCGAGCGGCGCGGGCCAGCCUCGAGCCUUGUCGACGCCCUCGAGCGUGCGCUCGUCACGGCGCCCAGCAUGCUCUCUCUGGCGCCCCUCGUCAGCGCCCUCGGCUCCGGGCAGCAGCUCGUCGACCAGCUGCAUCGCGCCGGCUGCUCGUCGGAUGCCGCGCUGGCCGAGGACUACGUGCUCGCCUCGCUCCAGCUGGCCACGCUCAUCGUCUCGCGCAGGCGCGACCUUGUUUCCGCCGCCGCCGCCGCCGCUGCAGCCUCUCGAUCCGCCCCUCAAGCCAAGGCCGCGGCCGCUCCGCGCGUCGAGCUCGGCCUGCUGGAGCGCCUCUUCUUUGACCACGCCGCCGUGGCCAUGCGUUCGGUGUCGGGCGGCGGCCGCAAGUCGGCCCGCGUCGAGCUGGCCAGCGCCGUCAUGUCCUACGUCCUGCUGCCGAUCUCGGCGACCCUGAGCGCCGAGGCGUCCCGGCUGAUCACGGCCGUCUGCCGCUCGACGGCCGACGUUGCCGCCCACGGCCAGCCGGUGCCCGGGCUGGUCGGCCACCUGGGCACCAUCGCCGAGCUCGAAUCGACCGUCGCCGGGCUGGUGAACCUCGUCGGCAACACCUACCUCGACGCCAGCCUGCGCGCCGACGUUUGGACGAUGCUGGCCGCCAUCGUCGACACCCAGCCCGCCCUGGCCACGCUGCUCCUGACGGGACGCCACCUCGCCAAGACGACCGAGUUCCAGCUGACCGAGGCGCGCGAUGACGGCGUCGACAACGCCGCCAAGAACGCGGGCAACGCCGAGGACAACCGGGCGUCGAAGGUGUUUACCGUCUCGAGCAGCUACGGCCAGGCGCUGGACCGCACCGCGCUCGAGGUGGCCUCGGACGCCGUGCUGAUCGGCGCCGAGCUGCUCCGCAACGACCCGGCACUGCUCGAGUCCAUCCUACGCUUCCUCGACAUCGCCUGGACCCACGCCGCCGAGCACAGCGCCGCCUUUGAGCCGGUGCGCACCCGGACCGACUUUUUCCGGGCGCUGGCCGACCUGGCCACCGCCGAGGCCGAUGCGCCGCCGGGCAUCCCCGAGGGGUUCGUCUUCGAGGACGGUGCCCGACGUACGGACUCCGACGUCGAUGCGCGCGAAUAUGCCCACCGAAGGAUGUGCCAGGCCCGCGCGCUGCGGCUGCUCGAGUGCGACAUCCAGCUCGGCGGCAUCGUCGGCGGCGGCAGCGGCGGCGACCGGAACCGGAACCGCCAACAAGGCGAGGCGGCCAGCCUGUCGACGAUGCUCUCGCUCCUGUCGGACGGCGACAAGCUGCGCUCGGCGCUCGAGGCGUCGUUCAAGACCUACUGCGACCCGGCCCUGCAGUACGAGUCGGAGCGCAAGCUGGCCGAGCUCUUCCCCACGGUCCACCUCGCCGCUCUUCGCCACCCGGCGCGGCGCGACGACUUUGACUCGGGCCGGCGCUACGGCGACGACUAUGUCUUUGACGUGGCGGCGCUGCGCCGGAAGCUCGAGGGCUUCUUCGAGACGCUGAGCGACGACGACGUCGCGGACCUCGAGUCGCUCGAGGAGGGCGUGCUGGCGGUGGCCACCAUCAACCUCGAGUGGACCGCCCUCGACGUCCAGGCCACCAUGAUCCGCGCCUGGACACAGAGCCUGCGCUCCGCCAUGGGCCGCCUGGUGACGGCCGCCGUCGCCAAGGGCACCGCCGACAAGCUCCAAGACGCGCUGAUGUCCGCCUGGACCGCGUGCGCCCGGAUCGCCGUCGACGAGACUCUCGAGAGCGACGUCAUGCGUGGCAUCCACGCCGCCCGCGUCGAGCUCCUCUCGGUCGUCAUCGAGACGGCAUGGGGCCGGCGAGAUGCGGGCCAGAAGGUGCAGGGCGAGCGCAUCGUCGAGGUGUCGGAGCUGGCCGCGCGGCUGCUGGGCCACUCGAUCUUCAGCAUCGAGGACAGCAUCCAGGGCCUCGUGUCGCCCCCCUUCCACCGGGCGUGUUUCGACGUGGCCGUAUUUUCGGCCGUCCAGUGUCGCCGGUGGCUGCAGGGCCAGGACGGAGGCGCUGCGGCUGCGGCUGCCUUGGCGGCGAGCACGACCUCGACCGACGGCAGCAGCGGCGUCGAGGUCCACCGGGCGCUCCACCGCGCGAUGGACGCCUUUGCGCGCCACACGAUUGCCUCGCUGCGCAUCUCGAUGACCAACUGCCUCGUCUGCAUCCAGCGCGGCCAGGCCGCCACCGACCAGGCGCGCAGCCUCGAAGACGACCUGGACCUGCUCGUGAGCCUGUUUGAGCUCGUCAUCCGUACCGACGUCGGCCUCGUGCCGCACGCGUGGCUGGCCCAGGUGCAGUCGGAGCGCCUCUUCCAGGUCGCCAUCGACCUGCUCGGCCGCGCACCCGUGCUUCGCUUCGACGGCACGGCGCGCGAUGGCUCGUUGAUGGGCGCCGCCGCCUCUUCUUCUCCUUCGCCCAACUCGGCCCACCACCCGCUGUUCAUCACGCCCGUCCUUUCGCUGCUCCUCGCGCUGUCGUCGCACCCGGGCUCGAGCGAGCAGCUGGCGCUGGCUGGCGUCGUCAACGGCCUGGCCUCCAACAUGCUCAGCCAGCCGCUCGAGGCCGGCGCCGUGUCGCCGCUGCUGCUCGGAGGGAGCGGCGGCAGUCUUGGAAGCGCUGGCGGCGGCGGCGGUGCUGCUGCCGCUGCGGCGGGCGCUGCUGCGCGAGGCGACGCCGGUCAGCGCACCGGGGCCGGCGCGCGCUUCAUCGAGACCGACGUCGAUGGCUUUGUCCGCGUUUACGCCAGGCAGAUUGAGAGCGCGCUGGCGUUUGCGCCCAUCUACGCCCUCGACGGCCAAGCUUCGAGCGGGCUCGGCGGGUUCGGCACGUCGCUCUCGGCGGCCGCCGCCUCCUUCAGCGGCAGCGGGACCGACCGCGACGCGAUCCAGGCGGCUCAGGCGGCCUCGCCGAGCAGCAGCAUCGUCUCGCUCCCGGGCCUCGACGAGCUGGAGCUAAUCUGCCGCCUCUUCUACUCGAUGGUCAGGGCGGAGCGCGACGGCUCGUCGUCGCGCAACCAGGCCGGCAACCGACACUCGAUCACCGCCAAGCUCUCGAGCCGGCUGGCCUGGCUGCUGCAGCCGCUGGUACACCUCCUCCAGCACCCGCGCGAGCUGCAGAGCCUGCUCGGCCUCGACGCCGAGGCCGAAGAUGCGCGCGCCAAGCCGUUGCACGCCACCGCGCAGGCCAAGCUGCUCGACACGGUCACGGUGCUCGUGGCCGGGCUGUGGUACCAGAGCGAGGCGGCGUUCGUCCUGUGCCGCGAGGUGCAGGCGUGGCCGUCGGUGCGCUCGCCCUCGGCCCUCAUCCGCCCCGUGAUGCGCACCAGCCCGACGUCGGCGGCUUCGCUGGGCACGCUCCUCGACCUCGCGGGCCACCUGACGGACCACCUGCGCGGCGCCUCGUCGUCGUCGACAUCGUCAUCGUCAUCAACGACGGCACGCACCGCGUCCAUCUGCGACGCGCUCGAGCAGACUCUCGCCCUCUGCGCCACCCAGGCGGCCGUCUGGGCGCUCUCGCCCUCGACGGGAGCAACGGGCGCGGGCCAUCGCGGUGAGGUCGAGGCUGGCCUCAGCCGCGACCUGACGGCGGCUAUCCGAGCGGCCGAAUCGGCCAUCAACGCCGCAUCCUCCACCGCGAGCGCGACGGCAUCGGCAUCAGCGGCAGCGACGGGGGGCAGGAAGAUGCCUUCAUCGCUGCUCUCCGGCGCUUCGCGCGGGGCCGACCGGAAGACGGAGCAGGCGCAGGCGCAGCCCGUCUCGGGCGCCAGCCUGCUUCCCGUCGUUGCCAGGUUCGUCGAGAGCCGGUUGGACCGGAGGGCCUUUUGA
Pseudozyma flocculosa PF-1 is the source of this 7020-nucleotide messenger RNA. RefSeq lists its product as uncharacterized. Gene Ontology annotation, cellular component: nuclear pore inner ring. NCBI's taxonomy places the organism in Eukaryota, Fungi, Basidiomycota, Ustilaginomycetes, Ustilaginales, Ustilaginaceae. Bases 1 to 7020 code for a protein of 2339 amino acids. Gene Ontology annotation, molecular function: structural constituent of nuclear pore. The transcript is spliced from 4 exons. Gene Ontology annotation, biological process: RNA export from nucleus; protein import into nucleus. The record is from RefSeq and is a predicted model, not a curated record.